Phascolarctos cinereus (koala) is the source of this 1702-nucleotide messenger RNA. RefSeq lists its product as uncharacterized. Gene Ontology annotation, molecular function: DNA-binding transcription factor activity, RNA polymerase II-specific; RNA polymerase II transcription regulatory region sequence-specific DNA binding. Lineage: Eukaryota; Metazoa; Chordata; Mammalia; Diprotodontia; Phascolarctidae. The record is from RefSeq and is a predicted model, not a curated record. Gene Ontology annotation, cellular component: nucleus. Gene Ontology annotation, biological process: regulation of transcription by RNA polymerase II.
UUCCCAGAAGUCUCUGCGCUCGCUCCUGCCCGGUCCACAGCCUGCGGGCGGCUCCGGAUGCGCAGGCGUAGAUCGAGGGCCGAGCGAACGAGGAAGCGCCGGGAGCUGAGGGGGAGCGAGAGGUCUCAGGUCUCAUGGCUCUGAAUCUCCUUCUUCCCCAUGAGGGAAGCCCGGAGGAGGAUGGUGGGUCCCCCAGGGGCCCCUUGGCCCCAGACCAGGAAGUGGUGUCGUUCAGGGACGUGGCUGUGGACUUUACCGAGGAGGAGUGGGAGUGCCUGAGCCCUGCUCAGUGGCAGCUCUACAAGGAGGUGAUGCUGGAGAACUACAGGAACCUGGUGUCCCUGGGGCUGUUGGAGGACAAACCAGACCUGGUCUCCCGGCUGGAACAAGGGGAAGAGGCAUGGGCCUCGGACAUGCAGGAAGAGGGCCCCAGGAGCCCCUGUCCCUGGGGAGGAGACCCUUCCGCCAGGUGUCGAGGAGCCCGUGGAUGCCACAGCCCCUCUGGGCCGUCAGAAUGUCAACUUUUUGAGAAAAAAAAGAAAGGAGGAAGAAAAAUGAAAACCUUCAUUGAGCAGAGAAGUCAUCAAUAUGUUGACUUCGGGGGCAACUUUCAUCGGAGCAUGUGCAAGCAUCUGGGGUCAUGGGAUUAUGAUGAAUAUGGGAAUCACUCUCAUAGUUACAUACUCCUUAAUCGGUAUCAUAGAACCCAACCCUGUGACUUGAGAAGUGGACAGGAUUUCCCGAAGAACUCAUUUCUCAUUCAAAACCAGAGAAUUCGUGCUCAAGAGAAAUCUUAUAAAUGUGGAAAGGCUUUCAUGAACUACUCAACCAUUAUAAACUAUGAAAGAAAUCAUGAUGGAGGGAAACAUAAAUGUAGCCAAUGUGGAAAAUCCUUUAGAUGGCUGUCAGUUCUUACUGAGCACGAGAAAAUUCACACUUGUGAGAAAUCCUAUGACUGUAAGGAAUUUGGGGAGGUCUUCAGCCAAAAUUCAGACUUUAUUGGACACGAAAGAAUUCAUAGUGGAAAGAAACCAUAUGAUUGCAAGCAGCGCGGAACAGCCUUCAGUUGGCGUUCAUACCUCAUGGAACAUCAGAGAAUUCAUACUGGUGAGAAACCUUAUAAAUGUAAGGAAUGUGGAAAGGCUUUCAGGCAGAGCUCAAGUCUUACUAAACAUCAGAGAAGUCACACUGGUGAAAAGCCUUAUGAAUGUAACGAAUGUGGGAAGGCCUUUAGCCAGAGCUCAUCCCUUAGUCAACACUUUAGAAUUCAUACUGGAGAGAAACCUUAUAAAUGUAAAGAAUGUGAGAAGGUCUUCAGACAGAACUCACAUCUUAUUCGACAUCAGCUAAUUCACACUAGAAAGAAACCUUAUGAAUACAAGGAAAUUGGUGUGAUUGUUAGCCAAUGUUCAGACAUUGUUAAAUGUGAAAUAAAUUAUGAUGGAGAGAUAUAUCGAAGUCAAACUGGUGAGAAUCAUUAUGAAUGUAAGGAAUGUGGCAAAACCUUCAGCGAGAGCUCAAGCCUUAAUAAACACCAGAGAAUUCACACUGGAGAAAAGCCAUAUAAAUGCAAGGAAUGUGGGAAUGCCUUCAGGCAGAACUCACAUCUUAUUGGCAUCAGAAAAUUCACACUAGAAAGAAACCUUGUUCAAGUCAAGUCAGCAAGCAUUUAUUAAGUGUGUACUAUGUGCCAGGUACCGUG